Messenger RNA from Salvelinus sp. IW2-2015, 2817 nucleotides. The record is from RefSeq and is a predicted model, not a curated record. NCBI's taxonomy places the organism in Eukaryota, Metazoa, Chordata, Actinopteri, Salmoniformes, Salmonidae.
AUGAAACUGGUGAGUGCUACAACACGUUACAUUACACAUAGAGGGCCAGGAGGGGAGGGACGCGGGUUGAGUGACAAGCGGACGUCGUUCUACCUUCCAGUGACUGUCGAGCAACUCCACAUUAGUAGUACUACCACGGUCAGGGAGGUCAUACAGGUGCUGAAGAAAUUUAUGGUGCUGGAUAACCCACGCAAGUUCCCUGUACAGACAGAACACCGCGAUGGACAGGUUCUGUUCCAGAAACUUCCUCUGGUGGAGUGUCCUCUCUCUCUGAGACUGGUGGCAGGGCCAGACCCUGAGCUGCUCAGCUUUGUCCUCAAGGAGAACGAGACCGGAGAGGUUGAGUGGCAUGCGUUUUCAGUUCCUGAGCUGCAGAACUUCCUGGUGAUUCUGGAGAAGGAGGAGGCCGAGCGUGUGCGAUUGGUGGAGCAGAGAUUCACAGCUUACCGACAGAUAUUGCAGAAGGCACUAUGCGAGCAUCAACCCUGAUCCCUCACCCUUGAUCCCUCAUCCCUAAUCUCUCACCCUGACCCCUCAACCCUCACCCUUCUGUUGACCCAGGGAGAGACAGGAGACCACUGAAGCUCACAGACUACUAUUCUCCCCUCAUUACACGGUCAGCCCCCCUCCAUCCCUCCCUCCUCACCCCCCUUAAGAAGAGAGGAGGGGUUGAGAAAGCAUGGAAAGGGAAAAGGGGACUGAUUAACGGGCGAGUGGGCAGGAUUCUGGAACAUAAUCAGUGUUUCCCUGGGAGGUGAAAGACACGCUGAACUGACAGACCCUCUGACUUCAUUGGGCUCAGAUAUCUCAUUUUGGUCUGACAAUGUGACCUGAUGAGUCUUCUAAUGUUACAUUGAAUCUCCGUUUGGUCUGAUUAUGUUUUUAAGAUUAUACUGCUGCUGCUGCUACUGCAAGUGUUACUUAUUUACUUACUUAUGUAUUUACUAAGGCAUGAGUCUCACCCUGCUCUAUCUGCCCCAGCGCCCCUGCAUAAAGAUUCAGAUGGACUAGAACAGACAUUACCAUUCAAAACAACGCUCCAAACAACGCUCCAGGGACCAUUUGGAAUGUUCCAUUACUUGAUGUUUACGAUAUCAACUCUCAGGUUGUCCCUGCAUGCCUUCUGUCCAGGGUCGAGGGUAGGAGACGGGUGGGUAUGCUUGGGUUGGGAAGUAGGGUUGGGAUGCUGGGGUAAAGCUAUGUUCGUCUUCAUCUUCAGACUCCUCUCAUAUCAGUCCCAGGGAUGUACACCAGUGUUUCUCAUAGAACUGCUCUGCUGAGCUAAGGAGGCAACAGAAGAAGACCUGAGCUCUCUAUCCUAAUUUAUUUACCCAGCGCUGAAAUAACCUAACUUUCACUUAAUCCUGCAUCUCCAUCUACCUGGGUAACCAUGCUAGUGUGGGAGGUGUUGUGCAGAUAGACGUGUAUAUCAUAAAUAGAUGCUAUUCCCAUAGACACUAGUCUCUUCAGAUAGACAUUGAGUACCCUGACUGCAUUCACAUAAACAGAGACAUAGGCCUUCUGUACCCAUUAUUCAUUCACCCAUCCUACAGAAGCUAUGUCUUCUGUACCUGUUAUUCAUUCACCCAUCCUACAGAAGCUAUGUCUUCUGUACCUGUUAUUCAUUCACCCAUCCUACAGAAGCAUACCGUAUGUAAACGAUCAGUAGAUUCCUUCAUUGCAUGAAUCGUCUGCUGGUGUUUAAAGCAUUUACAAACAGUUGAUAUUUUGACCUUUCAUAUACACGUCACCCUUCCCUCAUCAAUAACCCAUUACCUUUAUCUCCUGACCCCUAACCUGGAAAUGUACAUUUCUCCUGAUGGGAGACUGCUUUGCUGCUGUUCCCAGUGUCUGUGGAGAAGGUAUGCAGCUGUAGCUACUGUUGUUAGAGCCAGCCACUCUGUGCUGCUGUGAUAGGCCCCUGAAGCCCUGCUACUGAGCCGACUGUUACAGGACCGAGUGAAUGAGGAACUGAUGCUCAAACACUGAUUGAGGGUCAAAAGGUCAUCUGCCAGGAGUUAUUCCUGGUCAGUUCAUGUAGUUAGGAAAAACUCCUGUUCCUAUAGUUCAUUGAGCUGAGAAACCCCAUUCUGGUGGUCACACCAAAGUUAAGAGGGACAGGGGCAGUGGGAUAUGCCUGACUGAAAAGAUGACGUAUUGUAGGAAAAAACUUUUUUGCACACUGAUUCUGGCCACAGAUUGGUCUGCCAGUCUGUAUAGUAUCCUAGAGAAGGAGCAUGAAAUUAGUGAUUUUUAAAAUAAAAUUUAAGGGAAUUUGAUCAUACAAUUAAUGUUUAUCUGAGUGUGAUGCAUAUGUAUAUAUGUAAACAUUGGAGGACAAAUUAUUAUUAUUGAUUAUAACUAUUGUUAGUUGAAUUGGUGUGUGCGUCUGGGCUGAAGAUAAUAGUAUAAAUGUUAAAUGAUAGUUCAUAUCUAUGUAUUCCAGUCAGUCUCUCUCAUCGUCCAAAAGCACAUGCCUUCCUGAUGCCGAGAGUCCCUUCAUCAACCCUGUUUUAUUCCUGCCCUCACAGGGCUUAUAGAAGCCACACAAACAGAUCUGAGACCAGACUACAUGUCAACGAUGGAACCCUUAAGAUUGUGUGUGUGUGUGUGACUUUGUGUGCUUACAUCUGCGUGUGUAUUAUUUAUUUUAUGGUUCACCCGCUURGGCAUGGUGUUAAGUGUCAGAGGAUGUGGGCAAUCAAUGCUUUCCAAUAAUCUCUUAGUUUGGUUUAUCUGAAGAAUCAGAUGUGUAUAUAGAUAUCUGUAAAGCUGUAUAGAAAAUGAAGAAUGAAAUAAAUGUCAUCCUUUAAUGAG